AUGGUCAGAGUCAAACACAGGUACAUCCUCUUUGAAAUCCUAUAUCCACCAUCGGCAUCGCCAUCAAGUGCCGAUUUCCACGAAUUGGCCAAAUCGCAACAAUCAUGCCUUCUAGCGCUUCACAAGCCUACGCCAUCGGGGAUAACGCAACGCACAAUCCUCCACGCGAUACGCAAGUCACUAGAGAUACAUUAUGGCGACAUAGCAGCUGGCUCCGCGGGACAGUUGAUGUCGGUGCGAUAUUUCUCAAAUAAGACCCUGACUGGUAUAAUCCGAUGCGAUCGAGAUCAACUUAACUGGGUCGUGGGUGCAAUGACGCUAGUGACAAAAUUGCGCGAGAACUCAGAGAAUGGUGGGAGUGGGAGUGGUGAGGGGGAUCAUGUGAUUUUGAGAUGCGUGCAUGCUAGCGGCACGAUUAAGAAGUGUGAGGAGUUUAGCGUGCGAUAUUCUACGCGGUUGAUGAGCUUGUUGGGAUCGAGCCGGAGUCAUGAGAUGCAUCGGUUUGUUGAGGAGGUGGAGUUGUUGAAGGAGAGCGAUGACGAGGUUGCAGAGACGGAUGAUUCAGUUUAA
Messenger RNA from Lodderomyces beijingensis, 570 nucleotides. The record is from the annotation of a GenBank genome assembly. Lineage: Eukaryota; Fungi; Ascomycota; Pichiomycetes; Serinales; Debaryomycetaceae.